Molecule: messenger RNA, 5222 nt
Organism: Girardinichthys multiradiatus
Lineage: Eukaryota; Metazoa; Chordata; Actinopteri; Cyprinodontiformes; Goodeidae
Gene: mcf2lb
Product: mcf.2 cell line derived transforming sequence-like b
Exons: 33
Coding region: 830-4381 (1183 amino acids)
Biological process (GO): intracellular signal transduction; positive regulation of Rho protein signal transduction
Cellular component (GO): cytoplasm; extrinsic component of membrane
Molecular function (GO): guanyl-nucleotide exchange factor activity; protein binding
Source: RefSeq, a predicted model, not a curated record
GACAAUUAGGCCCCCAUUUACGUAUAAAGUACUGUACAGGCGGUGUGUAAGUAUGUGUCAAGCUGGGUUUCUUAAGAGAUACUUAUGUGAGUAAACAUCAGUCAAUAAUCCCAGUUUUAUUCAUGAGGAUCACCAUUUGUCAUCACCCGGUAGCAAUAAAGCAUAUCUGCAUGGCCUGGAAUAUUACUGUGGAGGUUUUCAGAUCAUGACGCAGCUGUUAUACCUUUCCCACUCACUAGAUGUCAUUGUUCCAUUAGCUGUUUUGUUUAAACCUGCAAUGCUGAUCAUCACUUCCCCUCCCCCCUGUCUGUCUGCGCGGGUCUGCACAGGUUUGCACCAUCAUGUGUGCUGAGGCUGAAACAUGCAUGUGUGAAUGAGGCUGUCUCCUGCUACAAGUCCUCGCCGUCUUCACCACUGCCAUCCGCUGCUUUGCAUCCCUCUGUGGACGACUCUUCAUCGUUCCUGGGGCUGCCUCAGCAUCCAUCCACCCUCUGUUUUAGCAGCAUCUUCUCCACCCUCGAAAGCAUUCAUUUUUCAAAAGCAUCCAGGGUCUGCCAAGCUUGAGCACACAGCAUUUUAUUUAAAUUCUUCUUCCCCUGUCUCAGAAUCUGCAAGCCAAAAUCGAAAUCAGCCAAGCUGCCACAUCCUCGGUGACUCUUCCCCGCUGCAUCCCCCCUCUUCCCUUCUGCUUGCCUGAGCUCGUCAUCAUAGAGUCUCGACUUCCCAUCAUCUUUGCCAUAAUAUUCUCUCCAAAGCUGCCAAGCUGUCUCUUCUUCCUAGGAAAGUGUUUUUUGGCUGGACAGCUGGUUUACCACUGUCCCUCUGGAAGAUGCUCCUGUGGAUGAAGACAGAGGAAAUGGCUCUUGGGGAGCUGUUGGAGAGACUAAGGAGUGUCGCCCAAACCAUAGAUGAGAUCAUGCAGCUGGAGACCAAUCCCCCCCGUGCUGCUGACAUCUCACUGGAUCUCAGAAAGCAGUUUGCCUUCCUUUCAGGAGGUAGAGGAGAUAAUGGCAGUCCCAUCAUUGUGUUUCCAGAGUUUCCUGCAUUUGGGGAGAUCACGGACAGAGAGUUUCACAACGUCCUGACCUAUCUCACAAGUGUGCCCAGCUUGUCAUCAACAGACGUAGGUUUUAUCCUGGUCAUUGAUCGCAGGCAGGACCGAUGGGCGGCUGUCAAAGGGACACUACUUCGUAUCGCAGGCUCCUUUCCCGGGAACCUCCGGCUGGUCCUGGUUCUAAGGCCCACCACCCUGCUGCAGAGAACUCUCUCAGACAUCCUUUUUAAAUUCAACAAGGAUGAGUUCAAGAUGAAGGUGCCGGUGAUCAUGCUGAGCUCAGUGAGUGAGCUGCACUCCUAUAUCGACCGCACCCAGCUGACACGGGAACUGGGAGGGAUGCAGGAAUACUGCCAUGAGAAGUGGAUCUCACAUCGAACUGCCAUUGAGGGAUUUGCCUUGGUGGUUAAGAGAACGGCGCAGACGCUGCAGUCAUUUGGGACAGAACUGGCAGAAACUGAACUCCCAAAUGAAAUUAAGACGACAACCAUCCUGCUUAGCACACACACCAGCAAGAGGGACAAAAUGAAGGAUGACAUACUGGUUGCUCUGAAUCAAGGCAGCAGGCUGCUGGAGAACAUCAAUGAACCUGUAAUACGGGACCCUGACCACAACAUGAACCAGGAUGAACUGGAAAAUCUAGCCACAGUACAAAGACUGCUGUCUCAGCUGGACGAGACAGAGAGGGCUUUUGAUGAGUUCUGGGUGAGGCAUCAGACCAAACUGGAGCAGUGUUUGCAGCUGCGACACUUUGAGCACAACUACAGAGAGGUGAGAGCUCUGCUCGAUAACCUGUCUGAGAAGCUUGCAACCUUCUCCGAGGUUGGGAUCAGCCCUGCCCAUGCUGACCACAUCUUCUGUGAGCUCACCUCCUUUGAAGAAACAGUCUGUGAGGUUCUGGACAGAGCCUCAGUGCUGUCUCGUGAGGGCGAUGAGCUUAACCAGAACUCCCACUAUGCAGAGGACUCCAUUCAGCCCAAAUGCAGCGAGCUCAGAGCAGUCAGCGAGAGUGUGAGCUGCAAUCUCAGGGCCAAGAAGGACUACCUGCUGAAAGCCAUGGAGCUGCACCAUCGGUUGGAGAGGACAUCUAAAUGGGUCGAUGAUGGCAUUUAUCUACUGGCGUCUCAGCCAGUAGACAAGUGUCAGUCCCACGAGGGGGCUGAGCUGGCCUUGCAGGAGUUGGAGCAUUACCUGGACAACGCAGGCCAGAACCAACUGACUGACCUCAGCGUCAUCUGGAAGGAGUAUGAGGAGGUGCUGAACCAGCAGUUCAGGGAGCAAGUAGAGAAAGUUUACCAAAAGCAGGCGUCCAUGCAGGAGAUGUUUGACAAGCGGAGGAUCAGCCUCAAGAAGCUAGCAGCCAAACAAACCAGACCAGUGCAGCCAGUAGCCCCGAGACCAGAAGCCUUCAUCAAAUCACCGCUCAGCUCGCCUGCACACAAAGAACAGCUGGAAAAAAAUUCAGAGUCCAACAUCAGCUGUGAAAAAAGAAACGGCCAACUGCAGAACGAAGACAGCAGCAGCAGACAAGCGUCUCAGUCAGAGGAGGAGGAGAACCUGGCAGUGCUCAGGCGACAUGUAAUGAAUGAGCUGCUGGAAACUGAGAGGGCCUAUGUGGAGGAGCUACUCUGUGUGUUGCAGGGAUAUGCAUCUGAGAUGGACAAUCCAUCCAUGUCUCAACUCAUCCCUGCGGCUUUGCAGAACAAAAAGGAGGUUCUGUUUGGUAACAUGCCCGAAAUUUACCACUUUCAUAAAAGAACCUUUCUGAGGGAGUUAGAGCAAUACACAGACUGCCCAGAGUUAGUUGGAAGAUGCUUUCUGGAGAGGAUGACCGACCUGCAGAUCUACGAGAAGUACUGUCACAAUAAACCUCGGUCUGAGAGCCUUUGGAGGCAGUGCUCAGACUGCGCCUUCUUUCAGGAAUGUCAGAAGAAGCUGGAACAUAAGCUUGGUUUAGAUUCAUAUCUGCUGAAGCCAGUUCAGAGAAUAACCAAAUAUCAGCUGCUCCUGAAAGAAAUGCUGAAGUACAGUAAGAGCUGCGAUGGGGCAAAUGACCUGCAGGAGGCGCUAACCUCUAUCUUGGGGAUCCUCAAGGCUGUCAACGACUCCAUGCACCUCAUCGCCAUCACAGGAUAUGAGGGUAACCUGAGUGAACUGGGUAAGCUCCUCAUGCAGGGGUCAUUCAGCGUGUGGACGGAGCACAAAAAAGGCCACGCCAAAGUCAAGGACCUGGCUCGCUUCAAGCCCAUGCAGAGACACCUGUUUCUCCAUGAGAAGGCUCUCCUCUUCUGCAAGAGAAGAGAGGAGAACGGGGAGGGCUACGAGAAAGCUCCUUCAUACAGCUUCAAACAGUCACUUAGUAUGAAUGCAGUGGGGUUUACUGAGAAUGCAAAGGGAGACAACAAGAAGUUUGAAAUCUGGUCAAGCUCCAGAGAAGAGGUUUAUAUUGUUCAGGCUCCAACUGCUGAGGUAAAAACCAGAUGGGUGAAUGAGAUCAGGAAGGUUCUGACAACCCAGCUGGAGGCCUGCAGAGAAGCCAGCCAGCAGAGGGCACCAGACCAAGUGUUUCAGUUUCCUCCAGCGCCAACUGGAACAGCAAGUCUCAGUCCAUUUAAGACCAGUCAGAAGGCUAAAAAGGGAGAGGAGAAGAAGGCUGAGCCUUAUAGCCCUGACAUCAUCUCGUCUUGUUCCCCAAAAAUUACAGGGAAAGACGAGGCGGUGACGAGUCCGACCUCAGACAGAGCUGCUGUGGCUAAAAAGCGUUUUACUUUACAGGGCUUCAGUAACCUCAAAACUCAGAAAGAGCCCUCAACCACUGGUGACAAAUGUUAUACAUUCCCCAUGAUAAUCUGCCCAUCUUCAGGAUCUCCCACCAGCCCAGAUCACAGCACCAAGCGGCAGAGCGAUCCCACGCCAUUUGGCUUUAAAGGAUGGAAUAAGACCUCCCUGUCAUUGGACGAACAUGACGGCUACUCCAGCGCUGAGGAUCCUCUUAACUCUGAUCCAGAAGAUGAAAACAUCAAGAAGCUGUGUGCUGGGAAAUACACUGUAAUGGCUGACUGUGAGAUUGGAGCUGCAGAAGAGCUUUUAGUGAAGAGUGGAGACAUGGUGCAGCUGGUGAAGGAGGGGGGCGACGGACAGUGGUUUGUUCGCAACCUGAACACGUCUAAGGAAGGCUGGAUGGCUGCUGCUAAUCUUAUCACCCUCAUUGAGAAGUCCAAGUCCUGUCAGUCUCUCAGUAGUUCAGAAGGCAGUGGCUCCGGGAACCUCAGCACAUCGUCCAGCUGCAGCGAGACCUACACAAACCUAUCAGACACCAAACCCUGAACUCCUCUGGACUUCUCCUGUAAAGGAACUGGCCUUCUGAACGCAAGCAUCACAUGGCUGCAUGUGUGCUGUAAUGCCAACAUCAGUACUCCUGCAUUUUGCACAAAAAGUUCUAUGUUUGUCAUUGUUUCUAUCACAUCCAUACACCAUGUGGUUUCAUAAUGUUGUACCGCCAUCUUGUAAAGGUGUAAACAUCACAAGAAUAACUCCGCAGUGUAGUAAAGUGAUCUGGUAUUUUUCUGAUCAGUUUUAGAUGUAUGAGUGGACCAGCAGGACUGAGAUCUGUUAAUGCAUCUGUUUAUGUUCACAUCUCAAGCAGGGAAAAGUUAGUGAUUUUUUUCUGGAAAAGACGGUGUCUUUAUGUUCAUCAGCACUAAUGGAUCUUUCUGGGGUUUUUUUAAUAAAAAAAGGGGAAAAACUUGUACAUGCAGCUUACUUGCUGUGUAUGUUUCUCUUUUGUCAGCUCAGCAUUUAUUUAAAUGUAAGCCACACCCAUUAGUAUUUAUGCAGAUUUAUUUCCUCCUCAUCCUUUUCACUCGUCUGCUGUUUGUCUGUUGCCAGCUUGUCUGUAGAAACCGCUUUAGCUGUCCAAACUUUGUCUGUAAAUUUUCUUCUCUUUGUCAGUUUUCAUUAAUAUAACAAUUUUUUCUCUGUGUGAACACCCAAAGAUCAUUGUAUAGUGCUAACUUAUUUCCAUGUUCUGAAUGUAGAUAUUAUGUAAUAAUAAUAACUGUCUGUCAUGACAUAUUUGUUAAUGAAAAUGCUAUAUUGUACACCGAGUAUGGUGAUGUCACUACCUGGUGACCCGUCUAAUUUUUUUACAUAAACAAAUCGUAAUGAA